Ornithodoros turicata is the source of this 2972-nucleotide messenger RNA. It is a transcript of the gene mio, whose product is annotated as GATOR2 complex protein MIOS-like. NCBI's taxonomy places the organism in Eukaryota, Metazoa, Arthropoda, Arachnida, Ixodida, Argasidae. Gene Ontology annotation, molecular function: protein binding. The record is from RefSeq and is a predicted model, not a curated record. Gene Ontology annotation, cellular component: cytoplasm. The coding region runs from base 207 to 2762 and encodes 851 amino acids. Gene Ontology annotation, biological process: cellular response to amino acid starvation; positive regulation of TORC1 signaling. The transcript has 27 exons.
CUAUAUCCAUAUCAGUUUGUUGACAGCGGAUAGUGUGGUAGUAAUCGGAGUUAUAUGUGUGCAUUUGCAAGAUAAUUUGCAAUAUGACAGAAGGCAAAGUGCAGAUUAGGCACUGUGCAGCAGUUUCACUGCUACUGUACAGCCGAUGAGGCAUACGUAGAGCAGAAAACAUAGAGACGUAAAAAGGUGAGCCAUUUAAGCUCGCGAUGGGCAGCAUAAGGAUUGAUGUGACGUGGUGUCCCAGCCAUGCGAACAGAUUCUUCACUGUAGGAACAGAUCUGCGUUUGUAUGAAACUCAAAGCAGUAAUGGGAGAACGGAAGACGCAAGUCGAGAUGUACUCCCAGGAGCUGACCUACUUUCCAUCAAUGCAGAUUUUCAGUAUUUAAGGUGCCUCUCAUGUUGCCAAAGUCCGGACUUGGACGUCUUAUUGGCAGUCGGCCAAGACAGUGGAAAGGUGGUCCUCGCCAGCUUUGGCCGGACCUACAACGGUGCUGGUUUGGUUGGCCGUGAAUUCUUGCCCAAGCAGAUGCGCCGCUGUAACACGGUCGCAUGGAAUCCUGUGGAGUUCAACAUUUUGGGAGCUGGGCUUGACAAGCACAAAGGCGACAACUCCAUUCUCAUUUGGGAUGUGCAGCAGACAAGCAGCAGUAGUGUAACCAAACCUAAAGAAGAAUAUGGGUAUUCGGAGUCGGCACAGUCGUUUUCGUGGUUUUUUCACCAGCCCCGCAGUUUCGUCUGUGGCAUGAACAACAAGCACAUAAAAAUUUUUGAUCUCAGAGAGGGGGCACGAAGGAACAGCACCACGACGAAAGCAUGUUACGGAGUCUGUGUUGAUCCCUUUGUGGAACACAGAAUUGCUUCAUACCAGGGGAACCAAAUAGUGCUAUGGGACAUAAGAAAUUUCGACAAACCUGUGACUACACAAACAGAAAGUGGGCAGGUAGUGAAAAUAGCAUGGUGCCCGACAAGGUCAAACUUAAUUGGUCUCUUUACAAAAGACAGCAAUGUAGUCAAGCUGUACAACAUUCAGCAGUCACCGGCUCUUGCAGACGACGUUGAACCCACAAUGGUCGAGAGGUUCAUUCAACCUUUCAACAAUGUGAUGCUUAGUUCCUUCUGCUGGCAUCCAACCAAUGAGAACCGGAUGCUCGUGAUCACACCUGAUAAUCAAGCCAAGGACUACAUGGUCUUUGACAGAAUUGCCCUGAACUGGUCACCAGCAAAUAUAGUGUGGACACAUGCAAAGAAACUGAUCCACUAUUGGGACUGUACGGAUGACGGCUACAGCCUGUUGGAUGACUAUGCUGUGAAGAUGCGGCAGCGUGCCCUCCUGGGAUAUGGGUUGAAGGAAGAAGAACUGUGGAAAAACGCUGAGACACUGCCAGACAACAAGCAUUUGAAGGUCUUGUGGUCGUGGUUGGAUGUGUUGAAACUGCUAGAUGAUUCCUCCAAGUUGAGGCUAGUGAACAAGAAUGACUAUGCAGUGGGUGUGCGUGCCAUUUUACAAGACCUGACGCACCCUCGACAGCCGGACAGCGGCCUACGGCAGGCCCCCAAUUCUUAUUCUUUUAUGACUUAUUCCAGUAAAGAAAGGGAUAAGGCCCUCUGGCUGUGUGGCUGGAAGACUAGGCAUGAAAACCUUCCCGCAAACAUAUUCUCGGAGAGGCUAGCGAGGCAUAGCAGCUACUCCCGCAAGGCAGCAGUGCACCUCUUCAACAUGCGCAUCAAGGAAGCUAUUGUAGUGCUCAAGGAGGCUGCAAAUGCAAAUCCAGAUUCCAACGUUAGCAUGGUAGCGAUGGCGCUCUCAGGUUACACAGCCGAGACGCGUGAUGCCUGGAGGAGCAUGUCGCGAGCGUUACAGCUUUCCUUGGGCGAUCCCUACCUAGAAGCCCUCUUCACAUUUCUCACAUCUGAAGAUGAUGGAUACUGGGAGCUUCUCAAUGACAGAAAUUUAGCAGUUGAGGACAGAAUAGCUUUUGCUUGUGUUCAUCUACCGGAUGCAAAGCUUGUACAGUAUAUUGAGAGGCUCACAACAUCCACAUUGGAAGAAGGCAACUUGGAUGGAAUCUUACUCACAGGCAUGACAGAAGAAGGCGGAGAAUUACUGCAGAAGUACGUCGACCUCACGGGAGACAUCCAGACAGCUAGUCUAGCCCUCUUACAUGCUCACUCUAGUCCCUUGAGUGGAAACUCCCAAGCUCAGCUCUGGGUCGACAGGUACCGCAACCUUCUGGACCGCUGGAGGCUGUGGCACGAAAGGGCUCAGUUUGACUGUGCCUGGGCACGGCACCACUCGGGAAGCAGUUCCGUUCCAGGGCAGCAGGUUGUGGUCAGCUGCAACUUUUGUGGUCUUGCAGCUUCCCCCUACCUGCACAUGCAAGGGGCCCUGCAGGGACGGGGGCCACGAAGUACAGGGGCUAGUGGUCAGGCAGGAUCACACCUGAAUGUGUCCACACCAUCCGUACAGAAGUCAAAGGUGACCUGUUGCCCAAGCUGCAGAAAGCCCCUGCCACGUUGUGCUUUGUGCCUGACUAAUCUGGGUACACCUGCAGGCAGCUACUGGAGAAAAUAUGAGCACAUGGAUCAAGUAAAUGAUGAAAAACUGUCAGAUUCUUCAACAUGGUUCACCUGGUGCCAGACAUGCCGCCACGGAGGUCAUGCGAGUCAUAUCAGCGGAUGGUUUAAAGAACACACAGAAUGUCCAGUCACUGGAUGUUCCUGCAAGUGCUGGUUCCUUGGAUCACCGCCGGGAGAUCUCUGAACAAAUUAUGUGUACUGGCAUUAAUCACAAUGGCUAAUGGCAAAAUUCUACAGAAAAAACAGUCAACAUGUCAAGUCAUUGUUGAUAUAUUUGAGACGCAGGAGACUUCCCCCCGAGAGACUGCUGUUGAGCACGUGUGAAUGCUAGAUUUUCGAGCUGGUAUUCCAUGUAUUAUAGUUUUUGUUUUAAGAAUACACUUGUCACAAAGUU